Molecule: messenger RNA, 1868 nt
Organism: Orbicella faveolata
Lineage: Eukaryota; Metazoa; Cnidaria; Anthozoa; Scleractinia; Merulinidae
Product: radial spoke head protein 4 homolog A-like
Biological process (GO): cilium assembly; axoneme assembly; cilium movement involved in cell motility
Cellular component (GO): axoneme; radial spoke
Source: RefSeq, a predicted model, not a curated record
GCCAUAAAGGUUUUUUCUCUGAGUAGCGCAGUUACUUUGCACACAAAAACAGAAAGAAUGCAGGAAGAAAUAGAAAAAGCCAAAGCUUUUCUGCUAAAAACAAACACGACAUCAAACAAAAAUCUGUAUGACCAUCUAAGUGAGGUGCUAAGCAAAAUCUUAGACGAAAGACCGAAUAACUGCAUUGGUAAGGUGUCAUUUCUCGAAAUUUUUCUCAUUCAUUAUCCUAAUAUUUGUCAGCUACUGGAGACUAACUUCUUUUCGGCUUUCGCUCUCAAGAGCGUGCAUGUAAGCUUACUCUUGAACAAUUUAACAACCAAUAAGAAUGGAACACUAAAACAAAUCAACCAAUCAGAUCUCAAGAAAGACGGUGAUGGUGAAGGAGGCGAACCUGAGACAGAGGAAGAUGUUGAGACUCCUCUUCCUGAUCUCAUGAAUUUAACUUUUUACUUUGAACAAGCUGGAAUUGGACUGAGCCGUGAAGAAAUGUUUAGAGUAUUUCUUGCAUUAAAGCAGCUAGUGGACACUAAGCCAUUACAAAUGGUCCGUUUCUGGGGUAGGAAAAUUAUAGCAUACUACAGUUCAUUUUCAUUUUGUAAUAUCUUGUCUAAGCAUAAUAUUCGGGAAUCAUCGACUCAUAGAAGAUGGGGACAUUGGACCACUCUAAAUUUUGCUGCAGAUCAGGGUGAAGGUGAAGGUGAUGAUCAGGCAAAGGAAGAAGACAAAGGAGAUGAAGAUGAGGAGGGUGGUGAAGAAGAUGAUACUCCCAAACCAGACUGGAAACCUCCACCAGUUAUUCCAAAAGAGGAUAACAGAACUGGCACCAACAAGAGAACUUUCUUUGUUACAACUGAACCUGGUAAACCUUGGGUAAAGCUUCCAGCUGUGACUCCUGCACAAAUAGUAACUGCUAGAUCUAUCAAGAAAUUCUUUACAGGAAGACUGGAUGCUCCAAUCGUAAGUUAUCCACCAUUUCCAGGAAAUGAAAUGAACUAUCUGAGAGCACAGAUUGCACGAAUUUCAGCUGGUGCUCAAAUAAGUCCUGCUGGGUUUUUCAUGUUUGAAGAGGAGGAAGAGGAGGAGGAGGAGGGAGAAGUGCGAGAUUCCUACAUGCUGAAUGUUGAUUUUGAGGGGAUUAGUGUGAGAGAACUUGCUGAUCCAUCACUUCAUAACUGGGCACAUCAUGUACAGCAUGUAUUACCACAGGGUCGCUGUGUUUGGCACAACCCCAUAGAAAAACCAGAAGAUGAUUUUGAAGAAGAAGAAGAGGAAGAAGAAAGAGAAGAUGUAGAGGAACCAAAACCAGAAUCAGGACCACAAUUAUUAACUUCCAUCGCUGAGGAUGAACCUGUAAACGGAAUGCCUGCUUGGACUCCCUAUGUCUCAUCAGAAUUGCUACCUCAGUAUGGCCUUGCUGUCAUGCGUUCCAACAGGUGGCCUGGUGCAGUUGCCUUUGCAAAAGAUAGGAAAUUUGAAAACAUCUAUGUUGGAUGGGGCCACAAAUUUGAUGCUGACAACUACACCCCACCUCCACCCCCUGCAGCCAUGGAGGAGUACCCAGUGGUGUCCGAAGUAACAGAAGUUGAUGACCCAACGGUAGAGGAGGAGAGGGCACUCAAGAAGGCACAGGAAGAAGCUAUGGAGGCAGCUGAAGAUAUGGAUGAUGUAGAUGAUGACGAAGAUGAUGAUGACUAAAACUGAAUUUAUUAAUAGAACUUGUGUAAACACAUCCAAGUGAAGGGUUCUUUUAGUACAUUCUUGUGGAAUGCACAGACCAAUAGCAGUACACAUAAAAUCUGUAUAUAUAACCAACAAUGUAUAUGGUGUCUUCUCUUGCCUUGUAAAAUAAACUUAUGUUUCCAUCUCUA